This is a messenger RNA of Loxodonta africana (African savanna elephant), 3761 nucleotides long. RefSeq names its product inosine monophosphate dehydrogenase 1 (gene IMPDH1). Gene Ontology annotation, biological process: GTP biosynthetic process. Gene Ontology annotation, cellular component: cytoplasm. Gene Ontology annotation, molecular function: IMP dehydrogenase activity. Bases 1514 to 3031 code for a protein of 505 amino acids. Lineage: Eukaryota; Metazoa; Chordata; Mammalia; Proboscidea; Elephantidae. The record is from RefSeq and is a predicted model, not a curated record. The transcript has 14 exons.
GGAGCUAUGGGGAGAUUUUUCCCAGACCUUCGUCCAAGGCACCUCUUGCUCCCGGUCGCCCCACGAGGGCAGAGGGGGCCCAGCAGCCCAGCCAAGGCUCGGGUGUUGCCCUCAGAAGAGGUCCAGCUGGGUGGAUGGGAUGGUACCCUUUUUUCUCUACCACCCAGACCAGCUCUCCACCUGUGCCCCUGGCUGCCCAUAGUUUGGCACUGGUGCCCCCUUGGGCAUGAGUAUUCUGUGAUUUCUACCGCUGAGCCCACCCCAGGUGGGAUUUGGGAGGAGGGUGGGGACCUCCCGGUGUGCCUGUGGCUCAGCUCGCCCUUUCCCCGGGCCCUGGGCCAGUUGUCCUCCUGGCUGCAGGCCUGGCAUCAGCCCUGCUCCUGGCUGCAGGACUGUGUCCAUGCCAGGAAAGGGCGUCUGAGCCCAGGGCUGGGGCAGAGAGGGGAUGCUGGGAACCCAGCGUCUCCUGCCCUGUCUCCUGCCAGUCCCUGACCCAGUCUCCCCAAAUAUCGGGGGUGCACAGCCACUCCUGAAAAGCAUCUCCUUGCCUGCACAUAGCUGGGCGUAGGCCAGGUGAGGGGUGGAUAGAACACCUGGAAAAUGACAAGAGGUCCAGAGGCCAAGCCCUGAUGAGCCUGAGGCCUCUUGUAGACAGCAGAAGAAGGCUUGCUGAGGGGCAGGGGCCCUGGCCCAGAACUCUUCUUUACUUGGGGGUCUUUGGUAAUGGUAUAUUUUUCAUUGGAAUCUGUUAGGGAAAUGCCCUAGCGAAACCCUUGGGAGUUUCUCUAGGCCUUGGGGCAGAUGAAAGACCUGACCCCUCCCGUCUGGGCUGUAGCCUCUCUAAGGAACCCUCCCUUUCAGCCCAUCCACUCUGCGUGCUGGAGCUGGCUAGCUCAACGCCAGACCCAGCCUAUCUUUUCCUGCCAGCACUGGGGGUGCCCGCACUUUGCUCGGCCUGGGUGGGAGGGCUCCACAGUGAGGGGCAUUUGCCUCUGGGUGUAUCUGUCCAAUGGGGCAGUUCUCCUCUGUCCUAUAGGGCUGCUCUGAGUCAGAAGUGACUCGAUGGCAAUGCGUGAUAUCUGUCCAAGGCUGUGAUUUCAGGCAGGUGGAGCCCGUCAGGGCCCCUGGGCUCUGGUGCUGCACCCUGACACACCCAUGUAGCCCUGUUCUCCCCAGAUCCUGGGGUUCGCUGUGACCAGGGCUCGCCCUGGUGCUGGUAGUUACCUCACCUUGGCUGGGGCCCCAGUGUCUGGGUCCUAACUGUAAGGUCUUUUUCCUCCCUUCACCACCCCAGGCAGCGUCUGUCGGCUGCUCCAGUUCAGCUCAGCAGACGUUUCUGGGUGCCUGCCGUGUCCGCACAUGCUGCACUCAGCCGCUGACUUGCGGUCCAGGCCAUGCGGUGUCAGGCCACAGAGCCCGCCUCAGGUUCACCUGUGUUUACUCACCGUCUCCCCCAUCAAGAUUGGGAAGUUUGCAAGGGCAGGCCCUUGUCUGCUAUGAGACUUCCACCCCCAUGAGGGAACUUCUGUGUCCCUUGACAACACUGAGCCCUGAAGCAAUGAAUGUUUGGGGCCUUCUGCCGUGCGACUUCCUGAUCCUCCCUGGCUUCAUCGACUUCAUAGCCGACGAGGUGGACCUGACGUCGGCCCUGACUCGGAAGAUCACGCUGAAGACGCCACUCAUCUCCUCGCCCAUGGACACCGUUACGGAGGCUGACAUGGCCAUCGCGAUGGCCCUGAUGGGAGGUAUUGGUUUCAUCCAUCACAACUGCACCCCAGAGUUCCAGGCCAAUGAGGUGCGGAAGGUCAAGAAGUUUGAACAGGGCUUCAUCACAGACCCUGUGGUGCUGAGCCCCUCACACACCGUGGGUGACGUACUUGAGGCCAAGAUCCGGCAUGGCUUCUCUGGCAUCCCCAUCACGGAGACUGGCACCAUGGGCAGCAAGCUGGUGGGCAUCGUCACCUCCCGAGACAUCGACUUCCUUGCUGAGAAGGACCACACCACCCUCCUUAGUGAGGUGAUGACACUGCGGAACGAGCUGGUGGUGGCCCUGUCGGGUGUGACGUUGAAAGAGGCAAAUGAGAUUCUGCAGCGCAGUAAGAAAGGGAAACUGCCCAUUGUCAAUGACCGCGAUGAGCUAGUAGCCAUCAUUGCCCGCACUGACCUGAAAAAGAACCGGGACUACCCUCUGGCCUCCAAGGACUCCCACAAACAGCUGCUGUGCGGGGCAGCUGUGGGCACCCGAGAGGACGACAAGUACCGCCUGGACCUGCUCACCCAGGCCGGUGCCGAUGUCAUAGUGCUGGACUCGUCCCAAGGGAACUCGGUGUAUCAGAUUGCCAUGGUGCACUACGUCAAGCAGAAGUACCCCCACCUCCAGGUGAUUGGUGGGAAUGUGGUGACAGCAGCUCAGGCCAAGAACCUGAUUGACGCCGGUGUGGACGGGCUGCGUGUGGGCAUGGGCUGCGGCUCCAUCUGCAUCACCCAAGAAGUGAUGGCCUGUGGCCGGCCCCAGGGCACUGCCGUCUACAAGGUGGCUGAGUACGCCCGGCGCUUUGGUGUACCGGUCAUAGCCGAUGGUGGCAUCCAGACUGUGGGCCAUGUGGUCAAGGCCCUGGCCCUUGGAGCUUCCACAGUGAUGAUGGGCUCCCUGCUGGCUGCCACCACGGAGGCCCCCGGUGAGUACUUCUUCUCGGAUGGGGUGCGGCUCAAGAAGUACCGGGGCAUGGGCUCGCUAGACGCUAUGGAGAAGAGCAGCAGCAGCCAGAAGCGAUACUUCAGUGAGGGGGACAAGGUGAAGAUUGCGCAGGGUGUCUCUGGCUCCAUCCAGGACAAAGGCUCCAUCCAGAAGUUCGUGCCCUACCUCAUCGCAGGUAUCCAGCAUGGCUGCCAGGACAUCGGAGCCCGGAGCUUGUCUGUCCUGCGGUCCAUGAUGUACUCAGGAGAGCUCAAGUUUGAGAAGCGGACCAUGUCGGCCCAGAUUGAGGGUGGUGUUCACGGCCUACACUCUUAUGAGAAGCGGCUGUACUGAGGACGGCGGUGGAGGCCGAGGCAGCGGAGGGGGCAUACCCCCCGGUCCCCCUUCGGGCCCAACCUCCCUCCAUAACUGAGUGGCCCACAGAUUUGCACUACAGGUUCCCCAGCUCCUGUCCAGGGAGAGAGGAGGGGACAAGGGGUCCCGAGGGGCUGGUGGUGCUCCCGGGGCACCCCUGCAGUCAAGAUCGCUCCUAGGCCAGGCUGCCCUGGGAGCCCUUAGGGCCCCCGCUUCAGCACCCUAGGCCAGCUGCCAGGCUCUCAGGCCUUGUGCCUGCCUCAGGUCUUUCUCGCUGCAGCCUGCUCUGGCUGGCUCGCACCCCAGGCAGGUGGCCCCUCCUGGCUUCUCCUGUAGGGCACCCUCCCUUCCCAGGAAAUGGUGCUGUCCUGGCCCUGCCUCUGGCCCAUCCUGGGCUACCGCCCCCUCAGCCAGGUGGCACUUCUGGGCUCCUAGCCCAGGCCAGGGGGAGGUCUCUGCCCCCUUCCCCUGGCCCCCAGGCUAUCCUGGGCCCUGCUCCUCAGGCCACUCCCCCAUCCCUGGCCCUGGGGAGGAGGCCACCCUGACCAUGGCCGCCUGCCUGUCAUUCCUGCCCCCCACCAUCCGCAGGUAUACCAUUCCUGCCCUCUCCUCUCAGCUGCAGUCGAAGGCUUUAACUUUGCACACUUUGGGGUCACGUUGGCGUCAUUGUAUAUUAAAUAAUCUGAAUAAAUCAAGCAGGUCUCAAUGC